AUGCCUCUCCCAGGAGAGCCGCCCCCAAACGUGGGGCAUGAAGGUCCCAUCCCUGCAGUGGGGGCCAGUGAGGGCAGCACCUUCCCUGGGGACAAAGCUGGCCCAAAGGACAUUGUCAGUGGGGAAGGUGAAGCAGAUGGUGCACCCAGAUUUGCCCUGAACACGCUGGUUUUGAAUGACUCCAAGGAAGCAGCCAGUGCUCAGGAGAGCAAAAAGGAUGAUAUUUACUGUGACUGCUGCUUGGUGGUGGAGGAGGUGGUGGUGGAGGAGAAGCUGGUGGUGACAUCCUGCCUCACCUGCCCAGCGUACCACCAGGCUGCCCUGGGGAGCAGCCAGCUGCUGAGCCGCUGGACGUGCAGCCCCUCUGAGGACACUGAGACGUUGAUCUGCAGAGCUGGAGAAAACCAAAAAUUGACCAGCACUGGUCCCUGGGAACAGCCGUACCCAUAACAUCCUGGAAGAUUUGAACACUGGCAUCAAGUGCUGUCUGACAAGAGUUUGUACUUUAGCCACUGCUUUUUCAAGGGUGAGAUAUCUGGAGCUUAUCUUGAGUUUGGCUUGACUUACAGAAGCACUGACCAAACAGGUUUGGAAAGCAACAGCUGCACCUAAGGGAACAACUUCUCCUGGAGCAUUCUGCAGAAUGAGAGAGGAUGUUCUUCAUGGCACAGUGAUGUGGAGAUGCCCCUCAAAACAGCCAUGUUUGGUAGGAUAGGGGUUUACCAAACUACUCCAGCAGCCUUGUCCUUUUACAGGGUCACCUAUGAUGACAUGAACUUGAUGCACCAGUUUGCGUAUGAUUUUGCUGAGCCUUUCUACCCUGACUUUUGGCUUUGA
This is a messenger RNA of Eurypyga helias (sunbittern), 837 nucleotides long. Its product is annotated as tripartite motif-containing protein 16-like protein. NCBI's taxonomy places the organism in Eukaryota, Metazoa, Chordata, Aves, Eurypygiformes, Eurypygidae. The record is from RefSeq and is a predicted model, not a curated record.